AUGGAAGAUUAUUAUUAUUCAAGAAGCCAUGUACCCGCAUUUGGAAGCUGGGACUGGAACAGUGACCUGCCUUUCACUCAGUGCUUCGAAUCAGCUAGGCAAGCAGGGCUGCUUCGUUACAGUUACUCAGAAGAUCGUGAUCUGUAUGUUGCUGGUGAUUUGUAUGAGAAUGAUGUUGUCACUCCCGCCAUGAUUGUUGUUCCUCGCCGAAGGGCAAAAGUACGUAGCCCUCGUGCCAAAGAAGAGAAAAGGCAGCAAAGUUGGGAGGUCACGAAUGAUGUAAAGGAACCACCAAGUCCACCUCCUACAGCCAGGCCAAAACCUAAGCCAGUUGAUGAGGACUUGUAUAAAAUCCCACCAGAGCUCCUUUGUGCAAAACCCAAAAAGGCAGGCCUCUUCGCAUUCCUUUUCUUAUAUUAG
Messenger RNA from Dovyalis caffra, 420 nucleotides. The record is from the annotation of a GenBank genome assembly. NCBI's taxonomy places the organism in Eukaryota, Viridiplantae, Streptophyta, Magnoliopsida, Malpighiales, Salicaceae.